Ascochyta rabiei is the source of this 1152-nucleotide messenger RNA. RefSeq lists its product as uncharacterized. The transcript has a single exon. The coding region runs from base 1 to 1152 and encodes 383 amino acids. The record is from RefSeq and is a predicted model, not a curated record. NCBI's taxonomy places the organism in Eukaryota, Fungi, Ascomycota, Dothideomycetes, Pleosporales, Didymellaceae. Gene Ontology annotation, biological process: polyketide metabolic process.
AUGUCAGUCGCAUCGUCUGCGCCUGGAACGGGAGGAUUCUUGAAGUUCAAUAAUGGGCCACCAAAGAUAUUCAUGACUGAUUCGACUCCACAUCCACCAGAGAAAGCGCUGCUCUCAUGGAAAGAAGAAGGCUACGAUGUCACAUACAUCCAAUAUGAACCGUCGACACAGCCCGCCUACAUCCGCACCAUCAAGACCCUCAACGACAACCUCGAGCUUGGUGAACAUUAUGCGUUAAUAGCCUACGGAGCAGCCGCCAGCGUGGUCCUCAAGACAGCUAUGAAGCCUCUAAACAAAUGCUGCGCAAUUGUCGCCUUCUACCCGCCGGUCUUGCCUUCUGCCAAAGCAAGUUUUCCGGAGUCGUCGAACCCGCAGGUUCACGUUGCUGGUAAGAGCCAGACCAGUCCGCACCCAGAGAUGUGCCAAUGGAAGUUAUAUCGCUACGACAACUGCGCAACUGGCUUCGCCGACCCGUCGUCAACGGCUUACUCGGAAGUCGAGGCGAACCUAGCGUGGAGUAGGGCGUUGGCAUGUGUGCGGAAGGGCUUCAAGAAAGAGGUAGACCUUGAGCCUGUGGUGCAGAGUUUCUGGACAGCCAAGUAUGAAGACGAUGUCCCGGAGCGAGCGAGCAUGGGCGUUGUGAAGAAUAUGACACAGAACAGCCCGCACAUUACAAUACUACCCACUCUGCAGGGCGGCGUCGGGAGGAAGAAGCUUGAAGAGUUUUAUAGGGAGUUCUUCGUCCCUAGUUUGGUUGAUGAUUUCAGGAUCAGGCUAGUCUCGCGGACCAUGGGAGUUGAGCGCAUUGUGGAUGAGAUGGUUGUAUCCUUUACGCAUUCGGACGAGGUAGAUUGGAUAUUGCCUGGCGUCCAGCCGACCGAUAAAUUUAUCGAGAUCCCCAUGGUCAGCAUCGUUGCCAUAAGGGGAGGAAAGCUGGUAUCUGAACACAUGUACUGGGACCAGGCCUCUGUGCUGGUUCAGGUAGGGCUACUGGAUCCAAAACUGGUGCCCAAGAAGUUCAAGAGCGAAGGCACAAAGCAACUGCCAGUCGCUGGAGCCGAGGCCGCGAAACAACUUGUGGAGCCGCAACAGGGCAGGUACAACAAGCUGCUCCAAAUGCACGGGCUGUUCGAUGGCAUCAACGGCAAUUGA